Molecule: messenger RNA, 1750 nt
Organism: Gambusia affinis (western mosquitofish)
Lineage: Eukaryota; Metazoa; Chordata; Actinopteri; Cyprinodontiformes; Poeciliidae
Gene: capn3a
Product: calpain 3a, (p94)
Exons: 11
Coding region: 56-1630 (524 amino acids)
Biological process (GO): negative regulation of apoptotic process; proteolysis
Cellular component (GO): cytoplasm
Molecular function (GO): calcium-dependent cysteine-type endopeptidase activity
Source: RefSeq, a predicted model, not a curated record
GGCCAGUUUUUUUUCCUCCCCCCUCACAAAAAAAUUUAAGGUCUGCCGAGUGGAGAUGCCAUACACGCCAUCUGGCUUUUUCUGCGACCGGUUGAUCCGGGAACGAGAAAGGAGAGACGGGGAAGGGUCCCUGAACAAGCCCAUCCGGUUCAACGGCCAGGACUACAACACCCUGAGGCAGGACUACCUGCAGAGGAAGACUCUGUUUGAGGAUGAAGCUUUCCCCGCCACAGUGGAGUCUCUGGGCUUCAAGGAGCUCGGACACAAGUCCAACAAGGUCAAGAACAUCGUCUGGAAGAGGCCUAAGGAAAUCAGUGAAAACCCUGAGUUCAUUGUCGGAGGAGCGAGUAGGACAGACAUCUGUCAGGGAGAUCUUGGUGACUGCUGGUUGUUAGCCGCUAUUGCUUGUCUCACACUGAAUGAGAAACUCCUCUAUCGAGUUGUUCCCCAGGAGCAAAGCUUCUCUGAGAAUUAUGCCGGCAUCUUUCACUUCCAGUUCUGGCGUUACGGUGACUGGGUCGACGUCGUCAUUGACGACCGCGUCCCGACUUUCAACAACCAGCUGGUCUUCACUAAGUCCGCCGAGAGAAAUGAGUUCUGGAGUGCCCUGCUGGAGAAGGCCUACGCAAAACUUCACGGCUCUUACGAGGCCCUGAAAGGAGGGAACACCACGGAAGCCAUGGAGGAUUUCACGGGAGGCGUCACAGAGUUUUACGAGAUGAAGGACGCUCCAAAAGAGCUUUAUAAGAUCAUGAAGAAAGCCCUGGCGAGAGGCUCACUCAUGGGCUGCUCCAUUGAUUCUCUGGUUCCUGCUCGCUUUGAGACCCGCACGGUGACGGGACUAGUGAAGGGUCACGCCUACUCCGUGACAGCGGUGGACGAGUGCAAACCCUCUCAGCACAAGGACAACAAAGUUCGUCUGGUGCGUCUCAGGAACCCAUGGGGUCAGGUGGAAUGGAAUGGCCCCUGGAGUGACAACUCCAAAGAGUGGGCGAAUCUCUCUAAGGAUGACAAAGACAAACUGCAGCACCAAAGCGCAGAGGAUGGAGAGUUCUGGAUGUCAUUUGAGGACUUCAAGAAGAAUUACACAAAGAUUGAGAUCUGUAACAUGACACCCGACGCCCUCGAGGAUGACAAGAUCCACAAGUGGACGGUUUCUGUGAACGAGGGCCGUUGGGUGAGAGGCUGCUCCGCCGGAGGCUGCAGAAACUAUCCAGACACCUUCUGGACCAACCCUCAGUACCGCCUCCGCCUGCUGGAGGAGGACGACGAUCCGGACGACAACGAGGUGGUCUGCACCUUCGUGGUGUCCUUGAUGCAGAAGAACAGACGAAAAGAGCGAAAGAUGGGGGCCAACCUCUUCACCAUCGGAUUCGCCAUUUACGAGGUGCCAAAGGAGGUGAGGAAGGUGUCAACGAAACAUUCGGCAAUUGUAUCCUGCAUUCGUUUUUAUCGAUUAUCAAAGGGAUUAUUGUCUAAACCCGAUCUUUGUUCAGUAUCCGUGCUUUUACCUGUCGCUACGGCUCAACUUUGCAGAUGCACGGAAACAAGCAGCACAUGCAGAAGGACUUCUUCUUACUCAACUCCUCCAAGGCCCGCUCCAGGUCCUACAUCAACCUGCGGGAGGUGACGCAGCGCUUCCGCCUGAGCCCCGGCGAGUACGUCAUCGUGCCUUCCACGUACGAGCCGCACCAGGAGGGGGAGUUCAUCCUGAGAGUCUUCUCUGAAAAGAGGAACACCUCAGAGUGAG